AAUUUCACAACGUUGUUCCAAAUAUGUUCUGGUACAUGGUGAUCUUGUUGUCAAUCUGCGGACAAGUGUUACCUCAACAAAAUAAUGUCUGCAGAACCAUGAAAGAUUAUUACGCAAUGGACAACAAUCCGAAUUGCUGGCACAACGAAAUUGUCGGCGCCUCGGUGCCGGAUAUCAUUACAAAAACCGGGAGACCUUUUGCCGUGUACAAUGUCACAACCAAUGAUGGUUACAUCAUAACGAUCUUCCGAAUGACAAACAAGGAUUCACCUAACAAAAAGAUGAAUUCCGUAUUCCUGCAGCACGGUUUGAUAACGACCAGUGCGAAUUGGGUCUCCUUGGGGAACGAUUCUUUGGCGUUUCAAUUGCACAACAAUGGAUACGACGUGUGGUUGGGUAAUUACAGAGGAACUCAAUAUUCCGAAGAGCACAUCAAUUUCUCUGUAAACGAUGAUGAAUACUGGGAUUACAGCGUCGACGACGUUGCACUUGGGGAUAUCCCUGCAGCCAUCAAGUUCAUCUUCAACGAAACGGGAAAUAAGAUUAUAUACGUUGGUCAUUCUUUGGGAUCCACGUUCGGAUUAAUGUAUGGCUCGGAACAUCCUGAAGAAGUUCGAAAGUACAUCAAACUUAUGGUCCUGACAGCUCCAGCGUAUACUUUAUCAAAUAUCAGGACUUCUUUGGGAUUAGCAGCGCCAUUCGUCGAUACCAUUUAUACUGCCAGCAAAUAUUAUGGAUUUAUUAAAAUAGCAUCGUUUGGACAAACAACCAAAGAUAUUGCUAAAAUUAUAUGUAUGGAUUCACCAAAAACGAUGAAUAGUUGUUUCACUUUCAUUUCUCUGAUCUAUGGACCUAAAAAUGGAAUUAAACCAGAAAUGUAUCCAGCCUACUUCGACCAACAUCCUAGUGGAACAUCUUUGAAAUUAAUCAAACACGUCGCCAGUUUUGUGGGUAACUCCUUUAGGAAAUUCGACUAUGGUGUACGAAAUAUAGGGAUUUACAAUAGCUUUCUACCACCUACAUAUGAUAUUUCGAAAAUAGUUGUUCCAACUGCAGUUAUUUAUGCUAGGAAUGAUUGGUUAACAACGAAAUAUGAUUCUAUUAAUUUAUAUAAAUCCCUGUCACGAAAGGCGCGUUUUGCCAUCCACGAAAUCCCUGAAGAGAACUUCAAUCACAUUGAUUUCAUGUUUGGAACUAAAGCCAAAGAUUUAUACAUAGACUAUCUGCUUGACAUGUUCAAUAACAAUAGUCCUAGCACUGAAUAGCACUGAUUAGUA
Nicrophorus vespilloides is the source of this 1277-nucleotide messenger RNA. Its product is annotated as lipase member K. The transcript has 7 exons. Lineage: Eukaryota; Metazoa; Arthropoda; Insecta; Coleoptera; Silphidae. Gene Ontology annotation, molecular function: hydrolase activity, acting on ester bonds. The record is from RefSeq and is a predicted model, not a curated record. The coding region runs from base 24 to 1265 and encodes 413 amino acids.